This is a messenger RNA of Phragmites australis (common reed), 4858 nucleotides long. Its product is annotated as DNA topoisomerase 2-like. NCBI's taxonomy places the organism in Eukaryota, Viridiplantae, Streptophyta, Magnoliopsida, Poales, Poaceae. Gene Ontology annotation, biological process: resolution of meiotic recombination intermediates; sister chromatid segregation; DNA topological change. Gene Ontology annotation, cellular component: nucleus. The transcript has 21 exons. The coding region runs from base 242 to 4675 and encodes 1477 amino acids. Gene Ontology annotation, molecular function: DNA binding; ATP binding; DNA topoisomerase type II (double strand cut, ATP-hydrolyzing) activity. The record is from RefSeq and is a predicted model, not a curated record.
CGCACGAUCCUGCGCCCCCGCGAUCCCCACCGUUCGUUCCCCUAACCCACCGCGUGACCCCCCACCCGAAAUUCAAAUUUCGAACCCUUGCCCGCACGCGGCGCUCCCGCACCCCUUCGCCUUCCAUAAACCCCCCAGGUCCCAACCCCAUUCCCUACGACCCCCUAGAUCCCCAAUCCUGCACCACCCACCCGAAACCCUAGCGCACGCACACGACCUCCGUGUGCAGCGCGGCCCCGCCAUGGCGGCCCCUCUGCAGUCCAGCUCCGGCCACAACGCCGCCGCCGGGGGAGGCUGCGGCAAGACCAUCGAGGAAAUGUACCAGAAAAAGACGCAGCUGGAGCACAUCCUGCUGCGCCCCGACACCUACAUCGGCUCGGUGGAGAAGCACACCCAGACGCUCUGGGUCUACGAGGGCGGCGCCAUGGCGCACCGCUCAGUCUCCUACGUCCCGGGACUCUACAAGAUCUUCGACGAGAUCCUCGUCAAUGCCGCCGACAACAAGCAACGCGACCCCAAGAUGGACGCGCUCCGCGUCGACAUCGACGUCGCCGGGUGCUGCAUCUCCGUCUACAACAACGGCGACGGGAUCCCCGUCGAGGUCCACCAGGAGGAGGGCGUCUACGUGCCGGAGAUGAUCUUCGGCCACCUCCUCACCAGCAGUAACUAUGACGACAACGAGAGGAAGACCACUGGCGGGAGGAACGGCUACGGUGCCAAGCUCACCAACAUCUUCUCCACAGAGUUUGUCAUCGAGACCGCCGACGGGCGCCGCCAGAAGAUGUACAAGCAGGUUUUCUCUGAAAACAUGGGGAGGAAGUCAGAGCCCCAGAUUACCAAGUGUAAGAAGGGGGAGAACUGGACCAGGGUGACCUUCAAGCCUGAUCUUGCCAAGUUCAACAUGACCCAUCUCGAAGAUGACGUUGUAGCCCUCAUGAGGAAGAGAGUGGUUGAUAUGGCAGGCACUAUUGGCAAAACCGUCAAGGUUGAGUUGGAUGGCCACAAGGUGCCUGUAAAGAACUUUGCGGAGUAUGUGGAGCUGUAUAUUCAGUCCGCUUCCAGGGACAGACCUGAAGGACUCCCAAGGAUUUUUGAGAAGGUAAACGAUCGGUGGGAGGUGUGUGUGAGUCUAAGUGAAGGGCAGUUUCAGCAGGUCAGCUUUGUAAAUAGAAUUGCAACCAUAAGGGGUGGGACUCACGUUGAUCAUGUCACGAAUCAAAUUGCCACCCAUGUGAUGACCAUUGUGAAUAAGAAAAAGAAGAAUGCAAACAUGAAAGCGCAUAAUGUAAAGACUCAUUUGUGGGUCUUCGUUAAUGCGCUCAUUGACAACCCCGCCUUUGAUUCACAGACCAAGGAGACCUUGACCACUCGUCAGGGAAGCUUUGGGUCAAAGUGUGAGCUUUCUGAUGAUUUCCUCAAGAAGGUUGAAAAAUCCAGUGUUGUCAGCAAUCUCCUCUCCUGGGCUGAUUUCAAACUUAGCAAGGAACUAAAGAAGACUGAUGGAAGCAAGAUGUCAAGAAUUUUUGGUAUCCCAAAGCUUGAGGAUGCAAAUGAGGCUGGUGGGAAGGACUCUGACAAGUGCACCUUGAUCCUGACUGAAGGAGACUCAGCAAAGGCUCUCGCUAUGUCUGGCAUAGCUGUAGUAGGGAGAGAUCACUAUGGGGUGUUUCCUCUCAGGGGUAAACUGUUAAAUGUGAGAGAAGCAAACCAUAAGCAGAUAAUGGAAAAUGCGGAAAUUCAGAACAUAAAGCAAAUCCUCGGUUUACAGCAUGGAAAACAGUAUGAUAGUACAAAAGGCUUGAGAUAUGGUCAUCUCAUGAUAAUGACAGAUCAGGAUCAUGAUGGUUCCCACAUCAAAGGAUUGUUGAUCAACUUCAUUCAUUCAUUCUGGCCAUCUCUUCUUAAAGUUCCAUCUUUCUUGGUUGAGUUCAUCACUCCGAUUAUCAAGGCAACCAAUAACAGGAACAAACAUAAUGUACUUUCAUUUUACACAAUGCCAGAGUAUGAAUCAUGGAAGCAGAGUCUAGGAGGAAAUGCAAGUGCAUGGACUAUAAAAUACUAUAAGGGGCUGGGAACAAGCACAGGCAAAGAAGGUGUGGAGUACUUUGAAAAUAUCAAGAAACACAAGAAGGAUUUUGUCUGGUUGGAUGACCAUGAUGGUAAUGAUAUCGAGUUAGCAUUCAGCAAGAAAAGAAUUACUGAUAGGAAAGUCUGGCUCACCAACUUUCAGCCUGGAACUUACCUUGACCAACGUGAGAAACAAAUCAAGUAUAGUGACUUCAUCAACAAAGAGCUGAUACUCUUCUCAUUGGCGGACCUUCAGCGGUCAAUACCUUCAAUGGUAGAUGGCCUCAAACCAGGUCAGAGGAAGAUUCUGUUUUGUUCGUUCAAGAGGAACUUUGUUAAGGAAGCUAAGGUAGCUCAGUUUUCUGGUUACGUGUCGGAACACUCUGCGUACCACCAUGGUGAACAGAGUCUAGCAAGCACAAUUAUUGGAAUGGCUCAAAGUUUUGUUGGCAGCAAUAACGUAAACCUUUUGCACCCUGGAGGCCAGUUUGGUACCAGAUCUCAGGGAGGAAAAGAUGCUGCGAGUCCUAGGUACAUCUUCACCAAACUAUCACCUAUCACUCGGGCAAUUUUCCCAAAGGACGAUGAUAUUCUUCUUAGUUAUCUAAAUGAAGAUGGACAGUCAAUUGAACCCACCUGGUAUGUGCCAACCAUUCCCAUGGUUUUGGUCAAUGGAAGUGAAGGAAUUGGUACUGGAUGGAGCACCUAUAUCCCAAACUAUAAUCCACGAGACAUCGUUGCUAACCUAAGACGGUUGCUGAAUAAUGAGAAUACUGAACCAAUGCACCCUUGGUACAGGGGGUUCAAGGGCUCUAUUGAGAGGACAAGUACAAAGGCAGCUGGUGUCACAUACACAAUCACAGGUGUUAUAGAGGCUGUCGACAGUACUACACUGAGAAUUACUGAGCUGCCAAUCCGCCGGUGGACACAGGACUACAAAGAUUUUAUUGAAUCUCUGGCUCCAGACAGCAAGAACAAGGACAAAAUUACAUUUAUCGAGGAUUACAGGAUGCAAGGUGAUAAUGAGGAUGUUUACUUUGAGCUCGUAUUAAGUGAGGAAAAUAUGAACCUUGCUAAGGACGAAGGACUGGUGAAGAAGUUCAAACUGACAACAACAAUUGGAACAACGAACAUGCACUUGUUUGACUCAGAUGGUAAAAUUCGAAAGUAUGACACUCCGGAGCAAAUACUUGAAGAGUUCUUUAAAUUGAGGCUUGAAUUCUAUGAGAAAAGAAAGAAAGCAUUAGUGGAAAAUAUAGAGCUUGACUUGAAGAAGCUUUGUAAUAAAGUUAGGUUUAUCCAUUGUGUUGUUGAAAAAGAAAUCGAAGUCCGUAACAGAAAGAGGGCAGAACUAUUUGUGGAGCUUCAGCAGAAGAAAUUUGACCCGUUCCCGAAGAAAAAGAAAAAGGACGAGCCAGCUGCUGUUGGAGCUACAGAAGAGGAGGAAGAAAAUGAAGAAAGUUCUGAAGCUGCAAAAGGAAUUGCUCUUGCAAGUGACUAUGAGUAUCUCCUCUCAAUGGCCAUUGGCACCUUGACUCGGGAGAAGAUAGAGGAGCUCAAUGCUGAGAAGGCCAAAUUAGAGAAUGAAGUUAAGGAACUGAAGCAAACAUCACCAAAAUCACUUUGGUUGAGAGACCUUGACACUCUUGAGAAGGAACUGGAUAUACUUGAUCAAAUGGAUGUAGAGGCUGAGGAGGUAAGGAGACUUAGGAGGGAAGAGCAGGUUAAGAAAGAGAAAGGUAAAAAAGGACCCAAAGCAGCCCCCAAGAGACAAUCCAAAAAGAUUGGACCUAAACCUCAAAACGUGAAAAGUUCCACAAGUGACACUCCAGGGAAUGCGGCUGAACCAGCUGUUGAGGAAAAGCGUCCAGCUCAACAAAAGAAACAAACAAAGAAGGCUAGUGCACCGGCGAGUGAUAACGAAGAGGACGAAGUGCCCGCACUAAAAGAUCGUCUUGCAGCUUUUAACAUUGAUGAUUCCUCCCCGGAUAAUUAUGCCAUGGAUACUGAAACAACAGAAGGACAGCAGAAUGAAAACAAAGGGAGGAAGGGACCAAGCAAAAGGGGCGCAGCAAAGAAGCCAUCGUCAUCCUUAGCGGUGACAUCUUCUGAUGAUGACGACGAGGAUGGCGAUUUUCACGUGGAAGAAGUCCAAAAUCAGAAGAAAGGUAGAGGAAGGAAGCCCACUGCUGCAGAGAAACCAAAGGUUACUACCACCAGGAAGAGGGCGCCAGCUCAGGGCAAGGCCAUGAGGCAGAAAGGGAUAGAAGAGAUGCUCAAGCCCACAGAGGACAGCAACACCAGCGCUCCUUCUCCUGAGAAGAAAGUACGGAAGAUGAGGCCCUCUCCCUUCAACAAGAAGAGCGGCUCGGUUUUGCAGAGAGGCGUGACUGCCGCUUCGACAAGCUCUGAAAAUACUGCCGAGACUUCACCACCCUCUGGCAGCUCCGCUGAGCCUGUUGUUGCACCGCAGCCAAGAAGGACAGCUAGGGCGACCAAGAAGACAGCAGUCUUCGACUUGGACGACAACUCUGACGACGAGGAUGAAGUGGUGGAGUUAACUGAUGAUUCCGACUUCGACUUGGACGACAACUCUGAUGACGAGUGAAUUUGAGGCGGUGGGAUACUGAAGUGAUGUAGCUUUGAUGAAUGAUACAUCUGCCAUGAGUUGUGUGUGACAGUACUUAGUUGAUGAAACAUUUUAGCUAAUCUGAGAUGCAUCUCUUGUGCGUUGUAUGUGGUGUUCAGUUGCCAAGACAUUUACUCAGUUAAUCGCUUUGGUUUUCUGUAA